AUGGUUGACACAUCCGGAUUCGGUAACAACUUUGACCCUUUUACUCAACCAGUUCGCCUUUACUAUCCCAACGGCACCGAUUUUCAUAGAUCCCUCGCAGAAAUCGAUUGGAUAUUACGAGACAACACCAACCAAAGCAUUGCAUAUGGCUGUCAGCUUGGCGCGUCGCUUACGAUGAUAAUCAUCCUACUGCUGCUAACACCACCGGGCAAGAGGCGAUCGCCAGUCUUCAUGCUGAACGCUGCAGCCUUGGUCCUUAACUUCGGGCGCAUCCUCUGCUCUUGCAUCUAUUAUACAACCGGAUUUUCGGAUGUUUAUGCUAUGCUUGCGCCGGAUUUCUCUAGAGUUUCGGUCGGUGCUUACGCUAACACAUUUCUGGGCGCGAUCCUCCACGCCCUGUUGCUGAUUUGCGUUGAAAUAUCGUUGCUGUUCCAAACCCACGUCCUGUGUUCGACAAUCCGAAGUGCCUAUCGGCGUCUAGCUCUGAGCUUCUCCGUGGUGUUGGUUCUUGCCGCCAUAGGAUGUCGACUGAUGCAGACAAUUGAGAAUUGCAGAGCAACCAUAAAUCUGAAAUCCUUUGCGUCAUUUAUAUGGCUUCAGAGCCUAACAAAUAUUCUCACCACCGUGAGCAUCUGCUAUUUCAGCACAAUAUUUGUUGCAAAACUCGGUUUCGCGAUUUAUGCUCGUCGGACGUUGGGUUUGACUGGUUUUGGAGCAAUGCAGGUGAUGUUUAUUAUGUCCUGCCAGUCAAUGAUCGUUCCGGCUAUUUUCUCCAUCUUACACCACUUUAUCGACGCUGCUGAAAUGGCUCCACUUGUCCUUACGCUAGUGACACUUUCAUUGCCUCUUUCCUCCAUGUGGGCAGCCCAAGCAGUCAAAAAUAGCUUUGAAGGCGAUAAUAGGGGUCCGACUCAGCAGCGGCAUCUCUUCACUCAGGGCUCCUCCACGGCACAGACGUCAAUGGCUUCGACCCUCGUUGCAAAGCGUACCUCCUCUCCCGACCAUUUAGAUCGCCUUUAUCCGGAUAUUGAUGCUAUUGAAAUCCGCGUGGACCGUGAUUUUACCGUCGAUAUUGAAAAGGGCCAAUAA
Molecule: messenger RNA, 1089 nt
Organism: Coccidioides immitis RS
Lineage: Eukaryota; Fungi; Ascomycota; Eurotiomycetes; Onygenales; Onygenaceae
Product: mating-type alpha-pheromone receptor PreB
Exons: 2
Coding region: 1-1089 (362 amino acids)
Biological process (GO): G protein-coupled receptor signaling pathway
Cellular component (GO): membrane; G protein-coupled receptor homodimeric complex
Molecular function (GO): pheromone binding; mating-type factor pheromone receptor activity
Source: RefSeq, a predicted model, not a curated record